GCAAGAAGUUGAAGUACACAGACAAGCAGCUUCUUCAAGCAAGCCUCUCUCUGCUUUUCUCUUCUCUUCCAUACACUCCUGAGAGGCUUGCUUUUUGCCCUAAUUCGUCAUGUCUAAGCUUGCCUGCCUUCUGCUUCUUGCUCUCCUUAGCAUUUCCAUGGUUGCAACCACAGUUAUGGCAAAGGAAAGCCAAUAUCAUCUGGACAGUGGGAACUAUGGACCUGGAAGCCUAAAGAGCUACCAAUGCCCGUCACAAUGCACAAGGAGAUGCAGUAGGACACAGUACCGCAAACCAUGCAUGUUUUUCUGUCAAAAAUGCUGUGCCAAAUGCCUCUGUGUUCCUCCUGGCUACUAUGGCAAUAAAUCUGUGUGCCCUUGCUACAACAAUUGGAAGACCAAGCGUGGAGGACCCAAAUGCCCUUGAAUCGAUUUCAUCCACUGCUCUUUUUUGUUCCCCUUUCUUGAUCAAAUAAUACCGUUUAGUGUCCCGAGUUUGUUUAAUAUUUAUUAAUUAUGUCUGAGGUCAUUGAUCUCGAUGACCCAAUUUUCUCUCCCAGCAAUGGGAGGCUUACCUCCAUUGGAUGAUUCAUUUUUGGUAGUGUCCAAAAAGCAGUGCAGCCUGAUCCAAUUUAUGCGGGUUUUUUUUUUAAAAUAUUAUAUCAAUAUAUUUUGCAUAGUCUU
This is a messenger RNA of Rubroshorea leprosula, 681 nucleotides long. NCBI's taxonomy places the organism in Eukaryota, Viridiplantae, Streptophyta, Magnoliopsida, Malvales, Dipterocarpaceae. The record is from the annotation of a GenBank genome assembly.